Messenger RNA from Bactrocera tryoni, 1003 nucleotides. RefSeq lists its product as uncharacterized. Bases 1 to 582 code for a protein of 193 amino acids. The record is from RefSeq and is a predicted model, not a curated record. The transcript has a single exon. NCBI's taxonomy places the organism in Eukaryota, Metazoa, Arthropoda, Insecta, Diptera, Tephritidae.
AUGGACAUAGAGGAGACCCCAACCACCUCCAACACCGUAAGGUCCGAAAGCAAUGCACCCAAAGCGUCGGCUGCACCCGUUGCCGCUCCAAGGGCCAAUGUUAUGCGCCCCCCGCCAUCCGCCGCAGCCGUCAGAGAAGUAGGAGAAGAGCAGCUAGUAGAGCCACAGGGGCCUCCCUGUUGCAGCCUGUGCCAUCGCCCACACGUUCUAAAACGAUGCACCAUCUUCCAAAGUAUGAAGCCCGCUCAACGACAACAGGUUGCAAGGGCUCACGGGCAUUGCAUGACCUGUCUGGCAGAUGACCACGCCACCAUAGAGUGCUGGGCUGACGGUGCCUGUCAAUAUUGCCACAGGCCGCACCACACUCUGUUUCAUCGAUUUCCCACACGAGCCAAUCACACCAACUCCCGUACUAGACCACGCAGCGAUCCUCUCCGGCGACGACGACGCACCCAACCACCCACAAGACGUACGCGACCAUCUCCGCCACGCCACGCUCAUCGCCAGCAACAACGACGCUCAACAGGGUUGAGCGCGGUACUCAGUACACUCCAACAGCUACAAAGGCUCCUAGCCGAUUAAUUCGCCUAGGGGGGCCGGGAUGUUCACAUGAGCAAGAGCAUUCUGCAACAUCACAACCCCUCAUCACACAUCACAUCACAUCACAUCACGUCGCGUCACACACCUCAUCACACAACAGUUCAGCACACACCACUACACACACACACAUCAAACACAGUACCUUACACCGCUCACUAUUACAAUACAACAACCACACGAUCAUUAGCGAGACGACUCGGAUUAAUUUAAUAUUCACCACCCAAACUAACAAAAGGGAUAGAUCCGAACGGGAUCACUCUCUUUUUCGUUUGAUCCGCAAAGCAAGUCGGUCGACCCGCAACGAUACAUUUAUUUCUAACCGCAAUCUCCGCAUUUUUCCUCAUUUGUGACUUCCCGCCAAAGUGACGUUGUGACGUGAGUUCGGGAGUUCGCCGCAGUGUCA